AUGGAACUUCUCAGGAUCCACAACAACCAAAUUGAUGUUAUCGAGGAUUUAGCUUUUGUUAAUCUCGUUUCUCUUAAAAGCAUCCAGGUUGAUAGCAACAAAUUAAAACAUUGGAACAGGGAAUGGUUUACCAAUACCACCAAGCUGGAGAUCAUGAACUUCCAGAACAACAAGAUUAGAACUAUUCCUCGAAGAGCGUUUGCCAUGUUAAAUAAAAUUUCGGCUAAAGAUGUAACGUUAGACAAUAAUCCUUGGAAGUGUCCAUGUUUAGAUAGAAUUGCUUAUUGGGUGUAUAAGAACAACGGUACUAUUAGAGCUUCUAGUGAGUGUGCUGGAGGCAGAAUACCAGUAUGUGCUUAUCCUUCGACGUUUUCGCAGACGUGUUUGGAACAUGUCGAUGAAGACGUGACAAAGAAAUAUUUGAAAAAUUUGAAAUCUCUCGAUCCACCGCUUCCUGAAUAUUGUGUUUUGCCGGAUUGA
Sitophilus oryzae (rice weevil) is the source of this 480-nucleotide messenger RNA. Its product is annotated as leucine-rich repeat-containing protein 19-like. The record is from RefSeq and is a predicted model, not a curated record. Bases 1 to 480 code for a protein of 159 amino acids. Lineage: Eukaryota; Metazoa; Arthropoda; Insecta; Coleoptera; Curculionidae. Gene Ontology annotation, molecular function: protein binding. The transcript is spliced from 2 exons.